Molecule: messenger RNA, 6529 nt
Organism: Brienomyrus brachyistius
Lineage: Eukaryota; Metazoa; Chordata; Actinopteri; Osteoglossiformes; Mormyridae
Product: kinesin-like protein KIF16B
Exons: 22
Coding region: 289-5397 (1702 amino acids)
Biological process (GO): microtubule-based movement
Molecular function (GO): microtubule motor activity; ATP binding; microtubule binding
Source: RefSeq, a predicted model, not a curated record
ACCGCGUAACAUGUCAAACCCAAAAUGAUUUGUCCUUCCGCAGGACCCGUGGCGUUUUCUCCCUUUAUCGGGACGCGCAUUUCGAUUUUCCAAUCUUGGUCAGUUUUCUUGAGUGCCAGCGUUAUAUAAAAGCGUGAAAAGGGGCAUGAUAUCGGGCUGGCGUCCGGGAUUGGGGUACAAAGGUGGUUUUCCAUAGUUAUUAGUUAAGUGAGAAGGGUAGGUCGGACUUUUUGGCUGCUUGUGGUGAAAGUUUGCCGGGUACCGAUUGCAGGUGAGGGUAGAUACACGAUGGCAUCUGUGCGUGUGGCCGUGCGGGUCAGACCGAUGGACAGGCGAGAGACAGAUUUGUUGUCAAAGUGUAUAGUUGUUAUGGAAGGGAACAAGACAUCUAUAACAAAUCUAAAGGUUCCCAAAGGUACUGCUGGGGAUUCUUCGAGAGAGAGAACCAAAAUGUUCACCUACGACUUCUCAUAUGAUUCACUGGAUUCCAAAAGUGCCAAUUUUGUCUCUCAGGAAAAGGUCUUCAUGGACUUGGGUUCUGAUGUCUUGGUGGCUGCAUUUCAAGGCUACAAUGCCUGUGUCUUCGCUUAUGGACAGACGGGCUCUGGAAAGUCCUUCACCAUGAUGGGAGACCCGGAUGAUCGAGGUCUUAUUCCAAGAAUCUGCGAGGGUUUGUUUGGCCGGAUUGCGGGCAUGACUUUAUGGGACGAGGCGUCUUUCUGCAUUGAGGUCAGUUAUCUGGAGAUCUACAACGAGCGUGUUCGGGACCUCCUGAGGAGGAAGUCCACCAAAGCCUACAACCUGCGUGUGAGGGAACACCCGAAGGAGGGGCCAUACGUGGAAGAGCUGUCGAAGCACCUGGUGCAGAACUACUGUGACGUGGAGAAACUGAUGGAGGUCGGAAAUAUGCACCGCACCACGGCCAGCACGGGCAUGAAUGACGUCAGCAGCCGCUCGCAUGCUAUCUUCACCAUGAAAUUCACCCAGGCUAAGUUCGGUGCCGAGAUGCCCUGUGAGACCGUAAGUAAGAUCCACCUGGUGGACCUGGCAGGCAGUGAGAGGGCGGACACCACUGGGACCUCUGGAAUGCGGCUCAAGGAGGGUUGCAGCAUCAACAAGUCCUUGGUCACGCUGGGCAGUGUCAUCUCUGCUCUCGCUGACCUGUCUCAGGACAACGUUUCUGCGAGCUCAAAGAAAAAGCACAUUUUUGUGCCGUACAGAGACUCGGUGCUGACGUGGCUCUUGAAAGACAGCUUGGGGGGUAACUCGAAGACCAUUAUGAUCGCAACAAUUUCCCCAGCAGACAUCAACUAUGGUGAGACGCUGAGCACUUUACGGUAUGCCAACAGAGCUAAAAACAUAAUCAACAAACCUGAGAUCAAUGAGGACACCAACGUCAAGCUCAUCCGUGAGCUACGGGCUGAGAUAGCCCGUCUGAGAGAGCUGCUGGUCCAGGGGAACCAGGUUGCGCUUCUGGACUCGCCCACGGCUUUGAGUAUGGAGGAGAGACUUCAUGAAAAUGAAGCCAGAGUGUUGGAACUAACAAAGGAAUGGACAAACAAGUGGAAUGAAACACAAAAUAUACUCAGGGAUGAAACUUUGGCUCUGCGCAAAGAAGGAAUUGGAGUUGUCCUGGAUUCAGAGCUGCCACAUUUGAUAGGCAUCGAUGAUGAUCUCCUUAGUACAGGAAUCAUCCUUUAUCAUUUAAAGGAGGGAAGGACAAGUGUCGGGCAUGAGGAUUCCGAAACUGAGCAGGACAUUGUUCUGCGCGGCACUGAUCUAGAGAGUGAGCACUGUGUCUUUGAGAACCUCAAUGACACCGUCUCCUUGAUCCCGCUUGGCGGUGCUCAGUGUGCAGUCAAUGGUGCUAAGGUGGUGGAGCCCACCCAGCUCAGGCAGGGUGCUGUGAUACUGCUUGGGAGAACAAAUAUGUUCCGAUUUAACCACCCUAAAGAAGCGGCUAAUUUGCGGGAGAAGAGGAAGAGUGGACUGCUCUCCUCUUUCAGUGUUACUAAUGAGAAUUUGUCCAUGCUCUACAAUUCAGGAUUUGAGUUUGAAAGACAACAACGUGAAGAGCUACAGAAGCUGGAACUAAAAAGCUCUCUUGGCAGGAGGACCAUUGAAGAAAUGGAAGAGAAGCAGAAGAUCGAGAAGGCCGAAUUGAAGCGCAUCCAACAGGAUAUAAAGGCUCUGCAUGAAAAAUCAGAGCAGUUCCAUCUCCGCAACCAAGAGAAGGAAGUGGCCUUGAACUGUUGCUGCCAGGCAAUUGAGAAUCAGCUUUGCUUCCUGCAGGCUGAGAUAGACUGCUUUGAUGAGCUUCUGGAGGGAGAGCUCAAAACUCAUGGAGAGGAGAAGCAGGAACUCUCGCUGGUGACCCAACUGAAGAUGGAGAUCUUCCAAGAGUUAAAGCGAUUAAAGGUGGUUUGGGACAAAGAGGCUGUGGAAAUGAAGAUGGAGGAGAAGUGGCUCCGCGAGCGAGGGUGCAAGGUAGAGCUCGACCAAGUCUAUCGAGAGGAACGGCUACAUGAGAAAGAAUUCCUCCUGUGUCUCCUGAAGAAGUACAACAUGCACUGGAAAGAAGCGGAGGAGAUAACCUUGGAGGAGAUCUGGAAGAUGUUGCUCAAAACAAACGAACAUCUUGAUGGACAUGAAGACCACAAGGAUAUCCAGAGCAUGAGGAUGGAUUUCCAAGUGAUGCCAGUAGAGAAGCCGGCCAUUUUGCCAAAUGAGUCGCUGCAGCCGGAGCGGAGCCCAGACCGUUGCCUGUGUAGCAAACAGGAAGCACAUGAGCUGCUGUUUUCCGAUGAUGAAACACCAAAGAGAGAAGACCAUGAUGCACUGCUGGAGAGGAAUCAUCUUCAAACCUCGGAGAGCCAGCAGGUUGACGUAUGCCACCUUCCUGCUUUAGCAGUGGAGAAGCAUGGGAGGAGAGAAGUUUUGAAUCCAGGAGGGUCCAGUCUGAAACAUGGAAGUACAGACCUACAGUGGGGUUCUAUAAUAGAGCUGGAGAUUCUGGAACAGAUGAGGAUGCUUGCAGCACUUUGCCGCACCCGAAACCUCCCAGGGAUGCAAGAGAACCACAAUGUUGGGUGGAGAGUUCUGGAACAAGAUCAAGAUAGAAUAAUGGUGUACAUCGAGGAAGAGGUGCAAAGAAGGUUGCAGAAGCUGAAUAAGAGCAAUAUGGAAAAUGACACUGAUCUCCACUUACCAUCAGAGCCCCAAGCGAAGCCUGCAUCUUCCAACAAAACUGAUGGGAUCACUGUGAACUGCAAGAUAAAUGCCAUGACUGUGCUGCAGCCAAGUUUUCUGUAUAUCCCCAUACUUAAGGCAGCUGCUGUCUUGGAUGGUGAAAAAAGCUCUCGAGAACAAGAGGGAACAUGCUGCGUUAAUGAGCCAUCCUCGCCAGUGGAGCCUGGCUAUGCUAAUCGCGCACAUGAGGGUCACCUUCCACAGGAAGGAGCGUCUCUGACAACGGUCAAGACAGAAAAAGAACAAGAUGUGUCACCUCAUAAAUCAAGUGAGCUUGAAAUGCUGGUCGUGUCACCAGUGGAAGGACAGGGCUGGCGGGAGAGCUCGGAUCAGGGAGGGGACGGGCCCCCAGACCACUCCAGCCGCAGCGAGGCUGUCUCGAGACUUGAUGGAAGUGGUACUGGCCAAUCUUGCGGAAAUGAAGGACUACGCAGGGAGGCUUCAGAUCUGCUUGCCCACAACACGGAUGGUGACAUUUCCCAUCUUGAACUUGGAAAGCCCCUGCUGGAGACUGCUCCAGUCUGCCUUUCUGCUUCUCUGGAGGCAGAUGGAAGAGAUGUCAACGAGGCAGGGAUCCAGGAAAAUGCUAAAUUUGCCAUACAAUGCCUGCCAAACUUCCCGUUAUUGGACAUCGCUCACGAUCCGUCUGGUGACACUGGCACCUCUGAAGUGUCCAUGGAGAGCCUUGUAGGGGAGGGACAGGAAGAAGUCUCAGAAGAUAACCUAGAGUGCCAGGAUCUGGGAGAGGACCGCCGCAAUAGCUUAGGCUACAAGCUAGCGGGAAAGCUAUCCUGGUUGUACAAAGGUGCCAAUAGUCACCUGCAGAACACUGAAAGGGCAAUUCGUCGGAUCAUAGAACGCAAUUAUCCGCAAGAAGACAGCUGGUACAAACAGAUAUGUACGUUAGUCAAAGAUCUGCCAGUUAACCACCGUAUUAAUCUCAAAGUGACCAUGAAAUCUGAUCUUGAGGAGACUGCUCAAGUCUCAGAAUCCCUUGGAGAUUUGAAGUAUAUUGGUGAACACAAUGCUGUACCACUUCCUAGUACUGCAUGGUCACCAGGCAACACUGUGGAAAUUAGUCAAGAUCUUCAAGUGUUUUGCCAGAAGCUGGUGGAUUUUCCACCAUGUCUCCAGGAGCUUCAGUCUUUGUCUCCAAAAGAUGUGCUAGCUCACUUUCAGCAUCUGAUUCCAGACAUCAAGUGUGUUAGCAAGUUACUUCUGGGCAUAUACUGGCUCCGUGUUGCUAAUUCCCAGCAGCCUGUUCCGCAGCCUGCUUGUGUACUCUUAUUUGAAUCCAUGAUCCAUGUACUUGUCGUCGAUCGUGACGAUGCAGGAGAUAAGGGUGCUUUAGCUGUGUUUCAUGAAUUCCCAUGUCUGCAAAUCAAAGACAUCCAUGUGGGUUUUGCUGGACAGCAUGUAAGGUUGCAGGGUUUCACUGAGGACACCAUCUUGACCAUCUACACACAUAGCAAGCAGCUCACUCAGAACCUUUGCCAAACCCUGCUGAAGGUGCUGUCUCAGACAGGCGCUGAGGGAGAUCACUGCGACCACCCCCUCCUCCAGCAGGAUCUUGCACAACUUUCCCUGGAUUGGAGUUCUUACACGCCUGACUGCAUUCUGGAUGGUGGAUUACGGCUCAGCUCACAGUUCAAAAGGGUCUUGGCUGACCUGGUGUACUUCCUCCAUGGAAAUAUGGAGGAGAAGCCUUCUCUGGCAGACAUGCAGGUCCUCUUGUACACAAGCGUGAAGGCCGAGGUGAACCAUCCCCCAAGGCCGGAUGCCUUAUCACAGUUCCUGCUCAUGGAGAGCCAUCUGGGCCUGGUGCAGGAAGAUGGCGUGUUCCACCCAGCCCCACGCUCCAUUACCAUGGUGUCCAGACGAGCUCACUUUGAGGGGCUCGCCCUACGCAAACUAUCAGACAUCCGCUGUGUGCUCGUGGGAGACAAAGACUCCUCCGUCAGAGUCGAUAUCGUCUUCAAAGCCACCUCUAUGAGUCGAGCUGAAAGCCAGAAUCGGGGUAAAAAUAGUACAGCAGCCCUCCCUUCUCUCUCUGGUUACAAUUUGUUCCUGCAGUCUGAGAUUUGGAAAUUAACUUUUGGCUGCACAACAGAGGCGGCCUUCCUUAUUAAUUACCUGUCCACAGUCUGACAGUUUAGUGUCAUGGUGAUAACGGCCAGACCCAAAGAACUGCAGAAGUUGUAAUGAAAUGUUUGUUUUUUUUCUUUUAAAGAUUUGUAUGGAAAGUGUUUUUGUUUUUUACAUACUUUGUUCACGUUUUAUAUGUAUCCUGCACAGACUUCCUUGUUUUAAUCUGUUAACAUCUAUUUCAAGUUUCCUAGUACUUACUAUGAGACCAUGUACUUUGACCUUGUAUGUUAUUUUGUGCCCCUGCGUUUAAUGAUUUUCACAACAUACAUCUGCCUUUCCUUAGUACUGUGUACGUCACUAGCUUUUCAUCUGUCCCUUAAAUGUCUGUGCUGCAAAAUGUGAAAUUAUAUUUUUACAGAUUGCGCUGAAAUGUGUAAUAGUUUGACUGCGGACUCGCUUUCAACGUACAUGUCAUGCCUCAUCAUUUACUUGCUUGAAUGUUUGUAAGCCGUGAUGCUUUCCAUAGUCACCUUCACUGGGAAUCUAAUCCAUGAUGGGCUGUCACCGAUCACUAGGCUGAAUGUUAUUUGAUGUGCACUAUUCAUGCCAGCUUUCCAAUGUUAGGUCAUGUUUAUGUUGUGUGUUCUUGCAUUGAAAAUCUCAAUGAUGAAUCUCUUUUUAGGGUUAUCCUUUUUUACAGUAGUACUGUCACCUUUUUAAUACUUACAGAUCUUUUAAGCAGUUUUUUUGAAUUGUUGCGCUUGUGCCAUACAAAACCAGAGAAGUAGCACAACACCAGCCCAAUAUUCCGAGCACAGGUAUGUUUACAAUAGGUGUUUGUUCUUAAACUGUUAACAGUGGAAUGGGUGUUUACUAUACUCUUUUAUUUUUAUAAUUUGUCUUUAAAUGUAAAACCCACAUUCUCAGUCAAUCCUAUUGCAAAAGUUUUAAAUGACUUUUGAGCAUUUAAACUUCCCAUUUCUUAAUUCUUCUCUUCUGGUCUUUUCAGUGACUCUGCAUGUUGCGCUUUAUUACAUUGUAGAAAGUUGUGGAACAUUUCCUUAGCCCUUUGGAAGCACAUUACAUGUGGUUCUAGAAAUAUUUUAUGGUGGGAAAUAUUGAGGAUAGAUUGUAGGUACCGUUUCGAUUUUGUGUAAUUGUCAUGUUUUUCAGGAAAAUAAAUAAAUGUUGA